AUGAACGAAAAUCUAUUUGCCUCUUUCAUAGUCCCAAUCACACUAGGCAUUCCCAUCACCACUCUAAUUAUUAUAUUUCCCACCAUACUAUUCCCAACACCAAACCGAUUAAUCAAUAACCGUAUAAUUACUAUCCAACAAUGACUUACCAAACUCACAUCAAAACAACUGAUAGUGACACAUAAUCCCAAAGGACAAACCUGAUCUCUAAUACUCAUCUCGCUUUUCCUUUUCAUCGCCUCCACAAACCUUCUUGGAAUGUUACCUCACUCAUUCACACCUACUGCUCAACUCUCUAUAAACUUAGGCAUAGCCAUUCCAUUAUGAGCUGGUACCGUCUUUAUCGGUUUCCGUAAUAAGACAAAAAUAUCUCUAGCCCACCUUUUACCAUUAGGCACACCCAUUUUCCUAAUUCCUAUGCUGGUAAUAAUCGAAACUAUCAGCCUAUUUAUUCAACCCUUAGCUCUAGCAGUACGACUAACAGCGAACAUCACAGCAGGUCACCUAUUAUUACACCUAAUUGGAAGUGCAACUCUUGCAUUAAUAAGCAUUAGCCUAUUCACAGCUCUCAUCACAUUUAUUAUCCUCACUCUAUUAGUCAUCCUCGAAUUCGCUGUAGCCCUGAUCCAAGCCUACGUAUUCACCCUACUAGUAAGCCUAUACUUGCAAGACAAUACAUAA
Globicephala melas (long-finned pilot whale) is the source of this 681-nucleotide messenger RNA. Lineage: Eukaryota; Metazoa; Chordata; Mammalia; Artiodactyla; Delphinidae. The record is from the annotation of a RefSeq genome assembly.